Molecule: messenger RNA, 1122 nt
Organism: Labrus mixtus (cuckoo wrasse)
Lineage: Eukaryota; Metazoa; Chordata; Actinopteri; Labriformes; Labridae
Gene: hscb
Product: HscB mitochondrial iron-sulfur cluster cochaperone
Exons: 6
Coding region: 111-953 (280 amino acids)
Biological process (GO): [2Fe-2S] cluster assembly; protein complex oligomerization
Cellular component (GO): mitochondrion
Molecular function (GO): ATPase activator activity; protein-folding chaperone binding
Source: RefSeq, a predicted model, not a curated record
AGAAAAAUAACGUUCUUCCUCUUCCCUUUCCACAAGUGAGAUGUUUUUUGUUUUUGACUCAUUAGAAGAUUAACUGAUUGAGCAUCAUAUUGUGUGUUUUAAGUUCAGAAAUGUUGGCGUUUAAGUCUUUGAGGUUUUCGUGCUCAUCUCGGGCUUUACUUAAGCAGAACUUGCUAAGGACGAGAAGACAGAUUGUUUAUGAUGCAAUGACAUGUUCAGUGCAUUGUAUGCCUACCAGCUGCAACAGGAAGUACACAUGGCGAAGUAACACAAACUUUGUUGCACGGGGAAAGGAUAGUCACCUAAGUUGCUACACUAACCCUGUUAGUUCCCUCAGGAGUUUCUGUACAGCUCAAGACAAACUGAACUGCUGGCAUUGCGAACAACCUCUGGAUAAAUCACCUGCAUUCUUCUGCAUGUCAUGCAAAAUAGUCCAACCCCCCGAAGAAGGGAUAUCAUACUUCAAAAUCAUGGAUUGUAACUACGCAUUCACAGUGGACAUACAAAAGCUGCAGAGAAGAUACUUGCAGCUCCAGCGGUCUCUCCAUCCAGACAACUUCGGCCAAAAAUCUGUGAAAGAACAGGAGUAUUCAGAAAUCCAGUCAGCUCUUGUGAACAAAGCAUACAACACUCUGCUUAAGCCUUUGAGUCGUGGUCUUUAUAUGCUGGAGCUGCAGGGGAUGCGUAUAGAGGAGGGCACUGACUCUGAGGCGGAUUCAGAGUUUCUCAUGGAGCUGAUGGAGAUCAAUGAAGCCCUUGAUGAAGCGAGGACUCCAGAAGAAGCCAACAAGAUUGGCAAAGACACAAAAGGAAAGCUGGCCAAGUUGACAGGGGAGAUAGAUGCCGUCCUCCUUAAAGGAGAGCUUCAAACUGCCAAAGCACUGCUUGCCCAAAUGAAAUACUAUGCAAACAUCGAAGAGAAAGUAAAGGAAAAGCUUUCUGGAUUCAUGUAAUAGGUGUCCUUAUUGUGUCACAAUAUUUCAUAACUUAUUCACUUUUAAAAUGUUUUGCACAACAGAAUAAAAUAUUUUACUUUUGAUUUGUAAUUAUAUUAAUGUAUUGUUCAAGUGAAACAAUAAAAAUUUCCUUGUAAUGUAUUAAACACAACUGAAUUAAUAGUGA